GGUUAGAGGCAAGUGUUUGAAACUAUGUUUCUCAAAUGUCUGAGCUUCAGCUGUUCCAAGAACACAUCUCAGAGAAAUUAUCCAACAAUUAUACAAGAGUUGAGCCUUCAAUUUUCUCUCUCCCAUCUUACCAAAUCAACCAACAACUUUGAUCCAAAAAGGUUAGUUGGCAGUGGAGCAUUUUGCAAUGUAUAUGAAGCUUCUCUCCAACGUAGUGACGGCUCUCCUUAUACAGUCGCAAUAAAGAGAUUUAUGGUAAAAGACAGUGAUAUCUUCAAGAACGAAAUAGAGUUGCUCUGCCAGCUUCGUCACCCUAAUAUCGUCUCUCUUGUAGGAUUCUGCAACCACAAGAAAGAGAAGAUUAUUGUGUACGAAUACCUGUCCAAUGAAUCUCUUUAUCAACACAUACAAAGUGGGAAACUGUCAUGGAAGAAGAGGUUGGAGAUCUGCAUAGGAGCAGCACGUGGACUGCACUAUCUUCACGCUGGAGCCAAGCGCACCAUCAUUCAUCGCGACAUCAAACCUAGCAACAUUCUUUUGGAUGCAAACAUGGAGCCAAAGAUUUCAGGUUUUGGUCUUAGCGUACAGGGACAGCGUUUUAUGUCAAAGCCAAAGCCAAUUAAAGUAGAUUCUGUUGCGGGUACUAUUGGCUACAUCGCUGCGGAGCAAAUUGAGAACCUGACCAUCACAGAUAAAACCGAUGUUUAUUCAUUUGGUAUGGUUCUAUUAGAAGUUGUGAGUGGAAAGACAUAUAUGAAUUUAAUACAAGAAGAGGAAGUAUUUGAAAGGCCGGUUGAAGAGAAAGUUGAUCCGAAAAUCAAAGGAAAGAUUACACCUGAGUCUUGGCAAGUCUUUAUAGAUAUCUUGCAAGGAUGCUUGAAAUACGAAGUAGAUGAGCGACCAACAAUGGGUGAGGUAGAGCUGCAACUUGAGCAUACUCUGUCGUUGCAGGAACAAGCGGAUAUCACAAACAUCCAUGGUGAUUAUGUUUUAUUGUCUAAAACCAUUAUUAACUUAAAGCCUGAGUUAGAAGAUGAAGAUAUCGGUAUAACAGAAGACAGUGAUUCAGAAGAGAUGGGUAAUUACUAGUUAUAAUUAACUUAAAUCUUUCUUCUACUUCUCAUACUUCGUCAA
Messenger RNA from Vigna radiata var. radiata (mung bean), 1134 nucleotides. RefSeq names its product receptor-like protein kinase FERONIA. NCBI's taxonomy places the organism in Eukaryota, Viridiplantae, Streptophyta, Magnoliopsida, Fabales, Fabaceae. Gene Ontology annotation, biological process: protein autophosphorylation. The record is from RefSeq and is a predicted model, not a curated record. Bases 25 to 1089 code for a protein of 354 amino acids. Gene Ontology annotation, molecular function: transmembrane receptor protein tyrosine kinase activity; ATP binding. The transcript is spliced from 2 exons. Gene Ontology annotation, cellular component: plasmodesma; plasma membrane.